Messenger RNA from Vicugna pacos (alpaca), 2319 nucleotides. It is a transcript of the gene RRAS2, whose product is annotated as RAS related 2. NCBI's taxonomy places the organism in Eukaryota, Metazoa, Chordata, Mammalia, Artiodactyla, Camelidae. Gene Ontology annotation, molecular function: GTPase activity; GTP binding. Gene Ontology annotation, biological process: signal transduction. The record is from RefSeq and is a predicted model, not a curated record. Gene Ontology annotation, cellular component: membrane.
CCAUUUGUAGCGGCGCUGGAGGCUGCGUUUCGCAGGCGCUAAGGAGACGUGAGGAGCGCGACCCCCGGCCGCGGCCGUCCUUGGUCUCUGCGGUCACCCAGGUUCUCCGAGCCUCAGGCGGGACCCGGCCAGCUAGGGCGCCGCGCUGCUGCCCGGACCGGUUCUUUCGGCAGCUCCUGGCGCCCGGGACCCUCCCCGGCCGCUCACCCGCAGCCCGCCGUCCGCCCAAGUCCCCGGAGCCGGGCCUAGGGCGGGCGGCGGCUCGGCGUGGCCGGGCUGGGUUCGGCGGCGUCCCCAUGGCCGCGGCCGGCUGGCGGGACGGCUCCGGCCAAGAGAAGUACCGGCUCGUGGUGGUCGGCGGGGGCGGCGUGGGCAAGUCGGCGCUCACCAUCCAGUUCAUCCAGUCCUAUUUUGUAACGGAUUAUGAUCCAACCAUUGAGGACUCCUACACAAAGCAGUGCGUGAUUGAUGACCGGGCAGCCCGGCUAGAUAUUCUGGAUACAGCAGGACAAGAAGAGUUUGGAGCUAUGAGAGAACAGUAUAUGAGAACUGGAGAAGGUUUCCUGUUGGUCUUUUCAGUCACAGAUAGAGGCAGUUUUGAAGAAAUCUAUAAGUUUCAAAGACAGAUUCUCAGAGUAAAGGAUCGUGAUGAGUUUCCAAUGAUUUUAAUUGGUAAUAAAGCAGAUCUGGAUCAUCAAAGACAGGUAACACAGGAAGAAGGACAGCAGUUAGCACGACAGCUUAAGGUAACAUACAUGGAGGCGUCAGCAAAGAUUAGGAUGAAUGUAGAUCAAGCUUUCCAUGAACUUGUCCGGGUUAUAAGGAAAUUUCAAGAGCAGGAAUGUCCUCCUUCACCAGAACCAACACGGAAAGAAAAAGACAAGAAAGGCUGCCAUUGUGUCAUUUUCUAAGAAUCCCUUGAAUUUUAGCUACCAACUGCCAGGAAAAGCCCUCGUCUUCUCCUCUUCUUAACGGUUUAUGUCACGUUGGUACCUUUCUAGCCUUAGACAAAUGAUCACCAUGGUAGCCUUAGACCAAGAAGCUGGCUAAUCCUUUCCGUGAAGCUCAUCCUAUGGUCAUUUCAAGACAGAUUUAAAGGAAACACUAAGGCUGCUUCAAAGAUAUCUGAUUCCUUUAAAAAGUAUAUCUAUAUACACAGACACAUUGUUUUUUAAGGGCUUUCUUUUAUUAGGGAUGAAUCAGUUUUGGAACCUAAGCUGUUUGCCAAGUUGGAGUCAGAGGUUGUAAAAUUACUUUUAACUUCUGGAAUCAUAUUGCCUACUGUUACUCUAUAUAGAAACAUAGGGAGUUUUUUUUAAAUGUGAAUUUUUGCCUGUCUCUAAAAAUUUUGAUGUCAACUUCAGUUAACCUUAAAUACACUGAAUUGAAUCCAUAAAAGUGAGACAUCUCAGAUCUUUACUGAUGCUACAGCCUUUGUUUUCCAGUGGCCAAAAUAAGAAAAUGCCUAUUGUAUUUAUAGGUUAAAAACUGUGUGUAAAUCCUUUACUAUUACUCCUAUUCUUAAAGAUAAUAUUCUGUGUGGCCAAAUAUUUGGACUCAUUCUGGACUUAAGCAUUUCAGUGUUCUUGGUUUUUUAAUUUAACUCUUUUCACAGCCAUGUUGAGAGUGAAAAUAAAUAAUUUCCGUCUGUCUUCCUUUUCAAGUAUUUCUGGAUAAGGGAUUCAAAAAACUAAAACUGUUUUUGUUUGUAAUAUAAAAUAUGGAAUUGAUCUUUCCAGGGUCAGAGAUGAUUAAUGUUUUUGCUAUAUACUUUUAUACAUUAUUUUCUUAUCAAACUAGUUAACAAGUAUUUUUAUAUGUUUGUAAGCAAAUAUGCUUUCACAGCAUAACUUGUGUAUAUGUAAAGAUAAGUAUUUAAUUCUCACUGUUCACUUUUAACUGACAAAGAAAACAAAGUGAAAAACUACAGAAACUGUGGUAGAACCUUACUUGCUGUCCGGGUCCUGGUUGUACCCACCUUUGGCCAGUCACAUAACUACAUAAGAAACCUUCCCAAAAGAGUACAACAGGAUGACAUUGAACUCACUUCUGAUGUUCCCUUCUGGAUUUUGGCUGUUCUAUCAAGUAGUCAGUGCUAAAACUUUUAAUUGACAAUUAGUAUAACUGUGGAUGGCUUCUGUUUUUAAUUCUGUGGAUUGUGUUUAAACAAUUCAAAAAUAUGUUCCUAAUUUUGAGAUACUGAGUGGUAUUGCACAGUUGUCACUUUACUGAAUGUGUACAACAGUCCCAUGAAGUCUAUAAGGCUUACCCUUGUAUAGCUUCUGGUGCUAGAAUUAAAAUUGAUCUGUUAUCACAAGA